Schistosoma intercalatum is the source of this 822-nucleotide messenger RNA. The record is from the annotation of a GenBank genome assembly. NCBI's taxonomy places the organism in Eukaryota, Metazoa, Platyhelminthes, Trematoda, Strigeidida, Schistosomatidae.
AUGAAUCUCUUAUGGAAUUCUAAUAAAUCAUUAUCAAACUCAUCUAUCAAUCAUGAUUUAGAAGUGAUUGUUGUUGGUUUAAAUAAAACUGGAACUAGUUAUUUAAAAUCUGCAUUAGAAAUUUUAUAUCAUGGUACAACAUGUUUACAUUAUACUGAUUUAAUUUAUCAAUCAAAUGAUAUAAUAGAAAAAUGGUUAGAAUUACAUUUAUGUCAAUAUCAAACAAAAUUAAAUGGAUUUCAUUAUAAUAAACAAGAAUUAUUAAAAUUAUUAUUAAAAAAUUAUAAAUCUGUAUCCGGUAUACCAGUUACAUCAUUUUUAAAUGAUUUAAUACAAAUGUAUCCUAAUGUGAAAGUUAUUUUAACAGUACGUAAUGCUGAAUUAUGGCAUGCUGCUUGUCGUACAAAUCUUAUACCAUAUCAAUCAAAUGAAUCAAAAUUACAAAAAUUUUUUUAUAAAUUUUCAUUAUUUACAUGGUUAAUAAAAUUAAAUCAAUUAAAAUUAUUAUCAUUACAAAAUACAUUAGGUAAUACAAUUAAUUUAAAAAAUGAUAAUGAAUUAAUUCAUGCCUAUAGUCGUUGGAAUGAUUAUGUUCAAUUGAUUGUACCAAAAGAUCGUUUAUUAAUUUAUAAUAUUAAACAAGGUUGGUUACCAUUAUGUGAAUUUUUAAAUAAACCAAUACCAUGUUGUACAUUUCCUGGUAGAAACACAAUAUUUCUAUGGUCAUAUUUAUUACGUCAUUUAAAAAAAUUAUUUCAUUUUAUAUUGUAUAUUUUUAUUUAUUUAUUUAUGAUUUAUUAUUUUUUAAAUAUUUUCCGAUAA